This is a messenger RNA of Bactrocera oleae (olive fruit fly), 3596 nucleotides long. RefSeq names its product Tetraspanin 96F (gene Tsp96F). The record is from RefSeq and is a predicted model, not a curated record. Gene Ontology annotation, cellular component: plasma membrane. NCBI's taxonomy places the organism in Eukaryota, Metazoa, Arthropoda, Insecta, Diptera, Tephritidae.
AGAAAUAAAUGAGAAUGUACCAGUGAUUGAGUGAGCUUGGUACAAAAACAGAAACAGAAGCGGAUAGAGAAGCGGACGUAGCACAACCGAUUAUUAAUGUAACGGCAGCAGCUAAAAAAGUGUUUCAUGUAGGAAAGAUUAGUACAGAAGAAAAAGUGUAGUUUUUUCUCAAAGUUAAAUUAAAAAGUGAUAAGUUUAUCAAAAUUUCGAAAACCAGUGCUAUACAUAACCACAAAAUAUGCAAAAUAUUGCCCAUUGAGGCAGUGUGCAAAGGAGAAGAGUGUUAAAUCAGUGCUUGGCAAAGUGAAAGAUACCUAUAGUGAAAAAGGUCAAAGGAAUCGGCAGAGUAAAAGUAUAAUACAAAAGCGCAAAAAUGGGAUUGAACGGCUGUUGUUCGUGUGUAAAAUACUUGAUGGUGCUGAUAAACAUCUUAUUUUGGAUUAUUGGACUAAUCAUUGUGAUCAUCUCGGUGUGGAUGCUUACCGAUCCCUCGUUCGUGCUGUCGAUGACCCAAUCCUAUAAUCACUACUACAUUGCGUUGUAUGUCUUCCUUGGCAUUGGUGUGCUCAUCACGCUGGGCGGCUUCUUCGGCUGUUGUGGUGUCGUAAAGGAAUCGCAAUGUCUGCUUAUAUCGUUCUUCUGCGUAAUUCUGGUGGUGAUGGUGGCACAGAUUGCCGCCGGCGCAUGGGCAUUCCACAACAAAGACAAACUCGAUGACAUUGUACGCGCGUCGGUGAAGUAUUCGGUGCAGGAGGAAUAUGGCCAAUCAAGCAUGAGUUCGCGUACGGUCACUUUUGACAAUAUACAAAAGAAUUUGAAAUGUUGCGGUGCUGAUGGACCGGCCGAUUGGGCAACGAGCCGUUUCAACAAUGUCGAUCGCACAAAUAUCGUCGAUAUUGCCAUAUCAUCGAUGAAUGUGUUUUACAAUAUACCCGAAUCAUGUUGCAAAGACGAAUUGAAGGAGAAUGUGUGUGAGAUGUCGAGAAAAUUGAAAUUCGGUGGUUCGCUAAAUCAAGCAAUAUAUCAACAGGGUUGCGUUGACAAACUAAUUGAGCUAAUUUACGAGAAUUGGGUACUGAUCUUCGGCAUCACAGCGGGUGUGAUUCUAUUGGAAUUGUUGGCGUUGACUUUCUCAUUGAGCCUUUGCUGUGCGGUGCGCAAUCAACACUACAAAGCCUGAGAAUUACUGAAUUCCCAGCGGGAAAUAAAUGACGACGAAAAAUAUUAACAAACCAAACCGAAAAGAAGGAGGGCAAAGGCGUUCUAAUUCGUAACGAAACAAAUUAAAUAUGUGCAAGGCAAACGGAGAUAGAAAGAAGUUGAAGAAAAUGCGGAAUUAAAAAAUAAAAAAUCAUACAAGAAUGUAAGCACAUAAGUGCGAAGAAUAUGCGAUACGUGCAAUGUAGUGCAAAAAAAAUGAUAAUUAGUAAAAACACAUACAUCCAUACAUAAUUAAAUUAUUAAAAACAAAUAUUGAUGUAUGUACGAUUGUCUGCAGCGAAUCUCUGGCGAAUAAAAUUUCAUAGAAAAUAUGCCGGUAAAUGAUAUUUAAGAAGAAAAAGGAAUUUUCAUUUGUAUUUUCCAAACUUUUGUAAAACACAGUAAAUUUUUAAGCAAAACUUUGUAGAAAAAUGUGAAAACCUUCAUCUUCAUAAAACAAUAAUCAAAAUGCAUAUGCCACAUACAAACGAAAAAAAACCAAAAUAGUUAGUUAUAAUCGAAUGUUGUAAAGAAAAAGAGGAAAAAAGAAAUUGCAAAAUGCUCAUCACACCAUUUGCACUACCUUGUAUAAUUUACGGUAUAACUAUGAGAAUUUACAACUUUUAAGUACAUUACGAUGCCAAAUUUACGUUUUUGCAAGCACUAUAGGUAGCGUAAUUAUACAAAUAUGUUUGUGCACAAAUGAUUUACGCCAAUUGCACGAAAUCUACCAAGUUCGAGGUCUUCCGUUAGAACAGAAAUAUGUAUGAAUGUAUAUUUAAGUUUUUUUGCCAAAUGUAAAGAAAUAUAUAUUUAUUUAACAUUAAAUAAAAAUGUUUUGAGAAACGCUGAUUAAAACGCUUAGUACAGUGUGAAAUAAAAAUGUGGAGCGUUAAAUGAGUAUUUUUUUCCGUAGAGAAAAACUUCAAAAUAUAUUUUUCUCAAACUCAACCGCAAAUGUAGUUAGUUUGUCGAGAGAUUAUAUUUGCAUAAAAUAAAAAAUAAAUUAGAUGGAAAAAAAUUUAUGAUGAAAAUAAAAAUUACGCACAAUAUUCAAGCAAUGCUACAAUGUAGAACAAUAAAACCCUCAGUCUUAGUCGAAAUAAAAUAUACUUGAAACUGUGCAAAACUUUUGUUAUAGUUAACCAUUAAAAAGUAUGUCAAAUAAAUGUUAACAGUUUUAAACUUUUACUCAAAAAUUGUGUAUUUUUAGUUAUUGUAAAACAAAAAAAAUUACAAUUUUUUGUAGCACCAAAACCAAAUAAAAUUGUUUUUUAUUUUAAAAUUUUAAAACAAAAUUAAAAAUUUGAAGCUAAAUAUUGUGCCAUUCAAAUUAUUAUUUGUAUAAAAGUUAUUGUACGUAUAACUAAAAGUUAAAUUAGCUCUAAUCGUAUUCGUUAUAAAUUUAGUUAGUUUUGAUUAUUUUUGAUUUAAUAUUUCUUUUUAUUUUUACUUUUUUAUUUUUUUAUUGCUCACACUGUACAUUAUAAUCUGUAUAAUUUUAAAUAAUUUUUAAACAGCUCAUCUAUAAUUUAAGUCAGUUCAAUGUUUUGCGGUAUUGACAUUCCAUACACGAAAGCAAUUAGAGAUGGGUUGCGAAAGCUAAAAAGCAAUUUGUGCAUCUGUAAAAGGUUAACAUUAAAUGUGUCAUUUAUUUUUAAACAAGGUGCUUAUAAGACAAUCUAGGCAUUUCAAAAAGAACAGUUGUUGUUUUGUGCAAAGCGAGUUUCAAAUAUUUUAUUUAAAAAUAUUUUUAAAAACCUAAAAAUGUAUAAUGACAUGAAUAAAGAUUAUAAAUAUUAAGAAAUAUUUUUGAGAGAAUAAUAAUUUAGCGCUAAAAAGUGGCAUUCGAAUUUUUUUAAUUCAAAAUGCCAAGCUUUUUAAAUAAUAAUUCAAUUAAUUAUCAAAAACCGAGAUUAUUAAUGAAUAUCGUAAGAAAUAACCCAUCUCUAUUGCCUGAAAUUGAAACACUGGUGAUGUAGUUGAGUAUUUAAAGCUUUGCCAAACGAUGAUUGCUGUUAUAAUAUAUAUAUAUGUAUAUGUACUUACAUAUAAAGAGGCAAAUUAGAGAACAACAGCCCAACCUUUAACAAACUCUUGUCACAAACCUGAAGAGAAUGUCAAAAACACACAAAUUUAUAUUUUUGUAAUUUUAUUUCACACAACUUAAGUUUAUUAUUAAAAUUUCAUAAUUUUUUUGUACAAAAAUGUUAACAUACUUUUUAUGAACUUAAAAUGUUUAAUUCAUUUUAUUACACAUAAUUUAUGCAUAUUUUUUACGAAAGAAAUGAUUAACCUUACUUAACCGCCUAAGCCAACGUAGUCCGAAAUCAACAAGAAUUUUUAGUACCGAACACACCUUAAUAAAGCAAACAAAUUUUUUAUAAAUAUUUUAA